Closterium sp. NIES-65 is the source of this 2223-nucleotide messenger RNA. The record is from the annotation of a GenBank genome assembly. NCBI's taxonomy places the organism in Eukaryota, Viridiplantae, Streptophyta, Zygnematophyceae, Desmidiales, Closteriaceae.
AUGGCAGCUGCAGCAGGUGAUGAAGGAGGCGCAGCAUAUGCAGCAGGCGAUGCCAGUGCAGCAGACCAUGCCAGUGCAGCAGGCGAUGCCAGUGCAGCAGACGAUGCCAGUGCAGCAGACGAUGCCAGUGCAGCAGACGCUGCAGCAGGUGCAGUAGAUUUUAGCAGGGUUGUGCACUGGCGAAAAGACAAGAGCAAUGCAGCAGCCACGACCACGGAGGAUGAGUGGGUGACGAACCACUACCACUGGGUGGUGUUGAAGCUGGCCUGUCAGGAGCGCAGCUUGCGUGUCCAACAUAAAACCUCCUUCCUGCCCCUCUCCCUUUUAACCCCUCCCUUCUCCCUCAACCGCCCUUCACAGGUGGUGUCGAACGACUACCGCUGGCUGGUGUGGAAGCUGGCCUGUCAGGAGCACAGGCAGCUCGUGAAAACCCCCCCCCCCCCCCCCUCCUCCCAUGCAUUUCCCGCAUCCCACCAUCCCCAACACCCCCAUCACAGGUGGGUGUCAAACCACUAUCGCUGGGUGGUGUGGAAACUCGCUUGUCAGGAGCGCAGCUUCCCCCGUCGCCUUGCAGGAAGGAUGCUGACUGUGGAGAGAGUGCUGGAGCAGCUCAAGUACAGGUACGAGAGGGAGGUGAAUGAAGGCAAGCGGUCGGCUUCUGAAGAAGGUGUGGCGAGCGGGACGCUGCUGCUGGCAGCCCCAUGGUACUCUGUAUCUCUGCUGUGCACUCCCAGGGAGGAGCACGUGGAAGAGGGGUUGGGGAGGAGGGAGGAGGAUGGGGAAGAGGGGGAGAAGAGGCAGGAGGCGGGGCGGCAGAGAGGGGCGGUGGGUUUGGGGCUGCAGACGGCGAUGAUUGAAGUGACUGAUGGAUGGUACUGGCUGCCUGCUCGCCUCAUUUUUUUAGUCGACUCAUACCCCCACUUUCCCCCACAUGCGUCCCUCUUCAUCCAGGUGUGUGGGGCGGUGCUGAAUGGCUGCAUGGAAGGCCUCCCUCCCCUCGAGAGAUUUUCCACCCUUUCUGUCUCCCUGCUGCUCUCUAUCUAUUCCUCUUCGCUCCUCCCUCCCCUCCUCAUCUCCCCAUGUGCUUCCCCUCAUCCCUCUGCUCUUCUCCCUCUGCCCUCCCCCGCUACAGGCCGACAGAAGCCGCCUGUCCCAAUGGCACUGCGCAGGGUGCGGGAGGACGGGGAGCUAUCCCCCUUACGUGUGGUGGCCAUUGCACGGGUCUAUCCUACAAUGUACUGGGAGAAGAACACCGCAAGGAAAGCUGAUGCGGAUGCUGCUGCUGCUGCUGCUGUUGUGCCCGGUGGUACCAUGCGCUCAGCUAGGGCACUGAAGCAGUGGCAGCUCGUGACUUUGAGAAGAGGCAACGUGGUGCCAUGGAAGAGCUCAGCUGCAGAGAGUGGUGAGUGGAGAGGGAGGGGUGGUUAUGUGUUGAAAUUUGGGAUGCGGGAGGGAGGUGGGCCGUCUGCUACUGGAGUGUGUUUCGCCCCGUGUCCUCAUGAGAAGCGGAGGGCGGCAGUGCAGGAGGCGGUAGAUGACGCAUUGGCAGAUGAAGGGUUGAAGGAACGGGACGUGUGCCCUGUGGUGAAAGUGCGAGUGGUGGGACUCACUGGGAAGCGAUCCAGGGAGGAGAGGGAGGAGGGGACAGGAGAUGACGAGGAGGGGGAGUGGAGCAAGAGGGUGCGGCAAGGGGAAGGGAUUAUCAGCAUUUGGCGACCCAGUGACGAGCAGCUGCUGCAGGAGCUGGUGGAGGGCGGGGUGUACCUGGUGGAGGGCGGGGUGUACCUGGUGGUGGGCGGGGUGUACCUGGUGGAGGGCGGGGUGUACCUGGUGGAGGGCGGGGUGUACCUGGUGGAGGGCGGGGUGUACCUGGUGGAGGGCGGGGUGUACCUGGUGGAGGGCAGGGUGUACCUGGUGGUGGCCGGGGUGUACCUGGUGGCGGGCCUUCAGCCGUCUCUGCAAGAGCUGGUGGAAGGAGGCGUGUAUCUGGUGGCGGGCCUUCAGCCGUCCGCCACGCGGCGUGAUGCAAUUGGUCCGCUGCUCUCCCUCAACGCCAGCCGGUCAACCAGCUUCUCUUUCCCCCCUCGUCAGUGGACCCCCCUCGCCUCGUUGCCUGCCACUCCCCCGGGCAGGGAGGUGGACGUGGUGGAACUGGUGCUGGCCGUGGGGCAGCCGCGUGCCGUGGGGGCGUGGCAGACGGGGGCAGUGGCUUCUGCUGCUUGA